GCCCGCUUGACGUAAUUUACCGGCGCCGGUGUCUGAGCUGCGGCAAGCGUGUGACCUUCUUAUUCAAUUCUACUCUACAGCGGGUUACAGUCGUGCUGUUUUCAGCUGAGCCACACAAUACAAGCAAUUCAAUAAGACAAGAAAUCUGUUUCAAAGAGAGACAUGGGUGACGCCGCAAAGGGAAAGAAAGUGUUCGUCCAGAAGUGCGCGCAGUGUCACACGGUGGAAAAAGAUGGAAAGCACAAGGUCGGCCCAAACCUCUGGGGCCUGUUCGGGCGCAAGACGGGCCAGGCCGUGGGCUAUUCAUACACGGAGGCCAACAAGAGCAAAGGCAUCACCUGGUCAGAUGACACACUAAACAAGUAUCUGGAAAACCCCAAGAAGUACAUUCCAGGGACAAAGAUGAUCUUCGCCGGCAUCAAGAAGAAGGGAGAACGAGCUGAUCUAGUUGCCUAUUUGAAGUCCGCCACCUCUUAGGAGAUGCCUUGGUCUUAAUUUAUCUGUACACUUGAUGUUUACUUAAUCUUUCAGCAAGACACGUCCAACAGUUUUUUUUUUUUUGUUUUUGUUUAAAUCUUUCAGGAAAGACCAGGUCCAGCCAUUCUUGCUGUUUUUAAAUAGGACCCAUUUGCCUUAAGCCUGUUGCCAGGAAUUCAAGUGGAAAAACUUUGUGCCAUCAUUUCAAUUUAUGGUGUUAACUUCUUGCAGUCGCUGGCUAGAAACCAGUGUGCAGCUUUGAACGGUCGUCAAAGUGGUUUUUACAGGUCCAGCGAUGUCUCCUGUUUUGAUGGAGAAAACGUAUCUCCUGGUUUCACAGGUGCUAUAUACAACUUAAAUUAUUCACUGUGCAAGCGCCUGUGUUUCUACGGGGCACAGGGUGAUUGACAGUAGCUGUAAAUACACAAGCUGUGAUGUAUCUGAAGGAAUGUCACUAGAGAGUGAGAAUUUUGUAAGUUUAUUUUCUUUUGUUCGGUGAUUGCGAAUGCGUUUGGUCUGUGGUUGCACGUUACCGUCUUACUGGAAUGGCAGCCUGGGUUGGCAAGAAAACGCCAUUUUUUUAGUGAAACCGUUGGAUUACAUGUCAGAAUUCAACUGGACUGUUAUUUAACAUGUACUGGAGCUUUUCACUUGAAGUUUCUUUUUAACUGAUCCAUAGUCUUAAGGUCCAACUUGAUCUUGGCCUUUGAUGGCUGACAACAAUACCCUUCUGGACAUGAUUUGCUGAUAUACUUGCAUGAAAAAUACCUCUGUAUUUACUGCCAUGCAUUAAAUUACUGAUUUGAAAUCA
Molecule: messenger RNA, 1288 nt
Organism: Anguilla anguilla (European eel)
Lineage: Eukaryota; Metazoa; Chordata; Actinopteri; Anguilliformes; Anguillidae
Product: cytochrome c-like
Exons: 3
Coding region: 163-477 (104 amino acids)
Biological process (GO): mitochondrial electron transport, cytochrome c to oxygen; mitochondrial electron transport, ubiquinol to cytochrome c
Cellular component (GO): mitochondrial intermembrane space
Molecular function (GO): electron transfer activity; heme binding
Source: RefSeq, a predicted model, not a curated record